Molecule: messenger RNA, 3638 nt
Organism: Sphaerodactylus townsendi
Lineage: Eukaryota; Metazoa; Chordata; Lepidosauria; Squamata; Sphaerodactylidae
Gene: TENT4B
Product: terminal nucleotidyltransferase 4B
Exons: 11
Coding region: 144-1613 (489 amino acids)
Biological process (GO): RNA 3'-end processing
Cellular component (GO): TRAMP complex; nucleolus
Molecular function (GO): poly(A) RNA polymerase activity; mRNA binding
Source: RefSeq, a predicted model, not a curated record
UAAUCUUCUAUAGAAAUCAAAUGUAAGCUCAGACUGUUAACGUCUGCAUGUGUAGAGCCUUAGGUUUUGGAACUACUGUUGCAUAAUUCGUUCAUCCCCUCUCUUCCAGCCUUCAUGAAGAGAUUAUUGACUUCUACAAGUACAUGUCUCCCAGAUCCGAAGAAGGAAGGAUGAGAAUGGAAGUAGUCAAUAGGAUACAAAACGUUAUAAAGGAACUCUGGCCCAAUGCAGAGGUGCAAAUAUUUGGGAGUUUUAAGACUGGCUUAUAUUUACCUACUAGUGAUAUUGAUUUAGUGGUGUUUGGAAAAUGGGAGAAUUUGCCUCUCUGGACCCUCGAAGAGGCUCUUAGAAAACACAACGUAGCUGAUGAAAAUUCAGUAAAGGUUUUAGACAAAGCAACUGUACCUAUUAUUAAACUGACUGAUUCCUUUACCGAAGUCAAAGUUGACAUCAGCUUUAACAUGCGGAACGGUGUAAAAGCUGCUGAUCUCAUUGCAGAUUUUAUCAAGAAAUACCCUGUAUUGCCAUAUCUAGUUUUAGUAUUGAAACAGUUUUUGCUGCAGAGGGAUCUCAACGAAGUAUUCACAGGUGGCAUUGGUUCUUAUAGUCUUUUUUUAAUGGCUGUCAGCUUCCUCCAGCUGCAUCCCAGAGAAGACGCCUGCACACCCAAUGCCAACUACGGUGUCCUUUUAAUAGAGUUUUUUGAAUUAUAUGGACGUCAUUUCAACUACCUGAAGACAGGCAUCCGAAUAACGGAUGGCGGUUCGUACGUGGCCAAGGAUGAAGUGCAGAAGAAUAUGCUGGAUGGGUACAGACCAUCAAUGCUCUACAUCGAAGACCCGCUUCAACCAGGCAGUGAUGUCGGGAGGAGCUCCUACGGUGCCAUGCAAGUAAAACAGGCCUUCGAUUAUGCAUAUGUCGUUCUGAGCCACGCGGUUUCGCCAAUAGCUAAAUAUUACCCCAACAACGAAAGCGAAAGUAUAUUGGGAAGAAUAAUCAGAGUAACGCAAGAAGUGGCGACGUACAGAGACUGGAUAUCAAAGCAGUGGGGGGUGCAGAACAGCACAGAGACGUCUUGCAAUGGGAACGGGGUGUCUUCGACCGUCGAUAACCAGCAGCUAGACGAGUGCAACAAUAACCACUCUGAGGAGUGCGAAUCAUUAGGAAAACCCAGAAGUAAAACCUCCGAGACGCCAAGCAAGCAUUCGUCAAACUCUUCCUCUGGACCUCUGUCGUCGUCGUCUUCUACGCUUUCCAGCUCCAGCGACGUAGAGUCUGACGGGACACCGUGCAAAACCUCUAAACAGCUGGGCUGCCGUCAGACGGCAUCCAACCGAACGGUGGCUCAGAGCGUGUCGCUGGGGCCCACGCAGUCAAGUGGGAAAAUGCCAAGCAGCCAAACGGCAAACGUAUCUGGCGUUGUGAACAAGUCACAGCACGGAUCCACACGGUUGUUCCGCGCUUCUUCCAGCAAAGGCUUCCAAGGUCCAGCCAAUUCAAGCCACGGUACCUCGGUGACUAACAAGCAGCACCCGGGUAGCAAAUCGCACCAGUAUUACGGGAAGAAAAGGAAACACAAGAGGGACCCAGUCCUGUCGGACCUUUGUAGAUAGUUUUCCUAUUUGGACGGUUGACUGUUCUUCUGUGUGCAAUGGCCUCGAGCUACAAGGAUGAGUUGGAUAGUGACUCCCGGGUCUCAUCUGGACUCUCCCAAGACUGUUGGGGGCUGGGGGAGGGGGGACCCAACAACGUUGAUUAGCAGUGUGCAUUAAGUUUUUCCAGCUUGCCACGGAACAGAUCAUGAAGACUGAUAACAGCAACAACAAAAAAGAGGGAGGGGAAGAGGAGAAAAAGGCCGCUGCCGAUAAGUCGUAUGCUACAACAGGGUUGUUUAGGAUAUAAAAGCUUGAAUGUAAAAUAAAUAUCUCCCAACAGCUUUUAUAAUGACCUUCUAGAGGGCAUAGGACUCGAUGCAUUCAGGGAGGGUUCGUCAUCCGCUCAGAACGGGAGAAACGAUCAAAAAGCGAGAAAGGAAAAGCCUGCGUUUUGAGUGAAGCCCAGCCUUCCGAGGAGAGAGCAAAAUUCACGCAUGAUAAUUUCUAAAUUAUUUUUGCAUAUAUUUACCAUUUUAUUGUGUAUCUAUAGACGACCGUGUAGGAAAGGAAAAUUGACAUUUGUAAUAGUGGCAUUUGUUGAAAUACUUUUUACAUAACAUUACUGUUUAAAUGGUAGGAAACGGUUCCUUUUUCGGCCUCCCUCCCAGGCUUCAUUCGAAGAGAAGAAAAUUAUUUGAAUUUGUCAGCUUGGCCUCCAACGUAGUAGCUCGGGGUUUUCGUCUUCUUCUCCUCCUCAAGCGUUGAAGCAGCAGCACAUUCAUGGGUCCGCACAAGUCCCUUCUCCGGAGGGUGGGAGGGGAGGGGCAGGGCGGGAGGAUUUGUUUUUGUAAAAGGGGUAUUUCUCACACCUGAUGUCAGCCCUGAUCUCGGUCCCUCGUUGGGAAGAAGAACGAACUUUCACCUUGUGUCUGAAGUGGCAUCCUCAUCGGCAAUGAGAUAUUCUGGAUACCAUGCAAAGGAAAAUGCCCUCUUUUCUCAAAGGAAACAAAGCUACUUUUUUGGGGGGUGGGGGGAAGAGAUGGAGGAGACCCCACAGCUUUGUCCUGUUUUGUUGCAUUCAAAAAAACAAAGAGUUAAUAUCUGCAUUUCAAGAACUCUGCUGAAUCUUUUGCCUUUCUUUUGAUUUUUUGUGCCUUCUCAAAUUUUUGCCCUUUCUUCUUUCUCCCCCCCCCCCCCCGUUUUUCUUCAUUUUUAAAAAAGAAAAAAAGUCCUUUAGGGGGAAAAAUGUCUAAAAAAAUAGGGUUUUUUUUUUGUUAACUCAAGUAUUCUCUCAUUCCCCUUUGCAGUAUUUUAAAUCUACUCUUUAAGGAUUAGAACGCAUCUUCAAUAAUGGAAAUAAAUUUGUCUUGCUGUCUUGAAGAGCUGACAUUUUUCUCAGAUCCCAUUUGUUUUGGCUGAAUCGUCACCCUCCCUCCUCCGUGCAAACACCGCCCUCCCGCCGAGAAUCCAUAAACGGGUGGAUGCUUCCUAGUUGGGCCAUGCCGUUAACAAGACACUAAAAAAAAAUACAUUGCUAUGAAUGCAAACGGGAAUGUGUAGCGCUGUAGCCACUGGCGUCGUUUGUUUGUUUGUUUUGCAGAAAAAGAAAAGGAAAAAAAAAGAUUUGGAGCACUUUAAUUAUUAGAAUGUAAAGUGACAUUUACUGUAAACUUUUUCUUUGAAGAGGAAAGUUUGUGUGCUGACGCGUGCGUGUUGAGUAUGGAAGGCUGAGUUUGGAGAAUGAUGACGACGACGAUGAUCCUUUUAUCGGGGGAUAAUAGCUUUUAGAUGUUUCUUUUAUCUACUGCAGACCAACCCGACCUUUAAUAAGCACUGAUCAGUGCACAAGCUUUUUAAAUAAAAAUAAUGCGACUCGACCAAAUCUGUCAUGACUGAAAACUUAUACGUAAUAUAAAAAAAAAAUUACUCAACCUGGUAAAAAGCCUUGUUAUUUUAAAAAAUGGAAACGGGGAGGGUGGGGGAGGGGAUUACAUAUUUUCACCAUAAGUAACGUUACGCUCGAAGAAAACAUUCAGCUCGAAG